Molecule: messenger RNA, 1056 nt
Organism: Ictidomys tridecemlineatus (thirteen-lined ground squirrel)
Lineage: Eukaryota; Metazoa; Chordata; Mammalia; Rodentia; Sciuridae
Source: RefSeq, a predicted model, not a curated record
GAGAUGGAUGAAAACAGUGGACUUUUACUUCUAGAACUAAAUCCUCCUAACCCCUGGGAUUCAGAUCCCAGGCCCCCUGAAGAUUUGGCUUUUGGGGAAGUGCAGGUAACAUAUCUCACGCACGCCUGCAUGGACCUCAAGUUGGGAGACAAGAGGAUGGUGUUCGACCCCUGGCUAGUGGGUCCCGCCUUUGCCCGAGGGUGGUGGCUGCUGCAUGAGCCUCCCUCCGACUGGCUGGAGAGGCUGUGCCGGGCAGACCUGAUUUACAUCAGCCACAUGCACUCGGACCACCUGAGGUAAGGAGCCUGGCACCACCUCGGGGCCAGUACCGCUGCCAUGCGAGCAGGACGGUCCUCAGUUCUCCUGCAGUGACCGCUCGCUCCGAAGCACUUCAGCUGGGAUGAAGAGAAGAGCACUAACAGACGGAUGUGUGCGUGCACUUUGCGAUUUCAGUGUAACAAGGGCUCCCACGCUUUGCACCAGUGGGAAUGAGGAAGCUCUGUCAGGGGGACAGGGUUCACUGUCCCCUCACGUGCCACCCUUAGACUAGCUGGUGCAAGUUUAGGCUGAAGGUCAGCAGGAUUGGGCGUUGGGGUUUUAUUUCCUCAGCUCAGCAUUUAUAACAGGAAUCAGCCUCUGUUUUAUUUUAUUUUUUUAAUAUAAAGAGCCAGUGUAAAUAUUCUAGGCUCCGAAAGCCAUGUAAUCAGCAUUGUGACCGAGUCACCGUUACCACCAUCACACAAAAGCAGCCACAGACAGUCCUGAAAGGAAAUGACUCUCCCCCAUAAAGCUUCAGGGGGGAUGAUAUUUUCGUAUCACAUAAUUUUUAUGAAUCAUAUAUGAUUAUUGUCUGUUUGACUUUCUUUACGAUCAUCUAAAAGGGGAACACAACUGACUUCAGCUUGCAACGUCACACAAAAGCAGAGAGCAGGCCCCGCGUGGCUCCCGCCGCUGGCUUGCCAGGCCUGGUCUACAGCCGCUGGAGCUCCUGCAGGGCUCAGGAGCCCGAGUCAAACCCAGGCCACACUUUGCUGAAACCAGAGGAACUGGACACUG